AUGUCUUACCACAAGUUUCUUUUGCUGUCGCUGCUCGGCAGUGUUUCCGCAUACACCCUCACUCCUUACUCGGACGCCUCUUGCAAGAAGGAAAUCAAGAAUUACUCACCUGCGGGAAAGUUCGAUGCCGGCGAAGGCAUCAAGUCCAUUACCCCCGCUCACUGGUAUGAUGAAGCCAAUUUCCCGGACCAGACAGUCUAUUGGAAGGUCCCUGAGCUGGACUCAAACUGUCGUGUCGCCCUUAUGACACAAUAUGCUGUGGAAAACUAUGGCACCUUGCCAGGGGAUAGGGCUCCCGGAAAGGUCAUUCUCAAUGUUGGCGAGCCAGGCUGCUAUUACUCCAGCUUGCCCCAUGGGGGCGACAUUGCCUGGAGUUAUUGUUGUGGCUCCGACGAGUGUGCGAUCCUCGGGGGUAACAGCGCCGCACUUUCAAAGAGGUCUGAUGGAGACGAAAUUGUGGAUAGCCCUGAGGCUGAAGGAGUGACGCCCACGGAUGACGAUUCUGUUGACGCCGCCAAACGCUCGCUGGAAGUGCGUGGUGACGACGAUGACUGGAGCAACUGCGAAGCUGUUGACGUCUCCAAAGGAUGGACCACGUCGGGUGAUAUGCACAUGGCAGCCAACCUGCAGACGUGCACCGAGAAGAAUGGUUGCAAGUUCAAGGCCUCGAUGUCGAUUACCACCUCGACUACCGUCACAUCCAGCAGUUCCCAGACGAUCAACAACACAUUCAACGCUGGUCUCAAGGUCAGCGCAGGAUCAAACCUGUUCGGUCUCAGUGCUACUGCCAAACUCAGCUAUGAGUUCUCCAAGUCCGUCACCGAAAGCCAGGGAAUGUCGGUUCAGAACAGCACGACGUUCACUGCUAGCAACGAACUGCCCCAGCAUGAAGGCACCAGGGCCUACAUGGCUUUCAUCCCUUGGUACAAGUGCUUCGAUGCCAAGAUGAAGUGUGGCGAUACUAUUUCAGACGAGCUGGAAGUCUGCACCCCUGUCGUCGACGGCAAGCAGCCGCAGGGUGAGUACACAAUCGUCUACACCAAUUAAGGCGCUUGGAGGAACUUGGUGCGGUCUUCGAGUUUAUUAUUCGUCACUCCACCCACAAAGCACGCAAACUGUUCGGCCUCAAUGGAGAUCAUGUUAUAGUAAUUUCGAGUCUCCGGCGGCCUACUGUAUCUAUCUACGCC
Aplosporella prunicola CBS 121167 is the source of this 1187-nucleotide messenger RNA. RefSeq lists its product as uncharacterized. Lineage: Eukaryota; Fungi; Ascomycota; Dothideomycetes; Botryosphaeriales; Aplosporellaceae. The record is from RefSeq and is a predicted model, not a curated record. The coding region runs from base 1 to 1047 and encodes 348 amino acids. The transcript is spliced from 3 exons.